Dicentrarchus labrax (European seabass) is the source of this 2510-nucleotide messenger RNA. It is a transcript of the gene cpa6, whose product is annotated as carboxypeptidase A6. The transcript has 11 exons. Gene Ontology annotation, molecular function: metallocarboxypeptidase activity; zinc ion binding. NCBI's taxonomy places the organism in Eukaryota, Metazoa, Chordata, Actinopteri, Moronidae. The record is from RefSeq and is a predicted model, not a curated record. Gene Ontology annotation, biological process: proteolysis. Bases 289 to 1626 code for a protein of 445 amino acids.
CCGGUCCUCCUCAUUUUAAAAAGAGCUGCUACCCUGCAAUUCCCUCCAGAGCUUCAAAGACUUGGUGAAUGCUUCCCCUGUGCCAGAUGACCGACUUUCGCACCUUCUGCACCUUCUGUUUCAGAGGGACAACUACCAGAGAGCGCAGCGCGACAGAAAAUUGACUUUGCCAUCCUGUUGAUGCUCCACUGAGUCCUUUGAGUAGCAAUCACGUUUCUGUUCUGAUAAGUUGGCGUGCGCAAAAGGGAGCCUAAUCGGUAUCUCCAGUCUUUGAUCUGCUGGACAACGAUGGACCACAGGAGCGCAUUUCGCGCCUCCGUUUUACUGGCUUGUGUGAUAAUCUGCAGUAACGUGCUAUGUCCCGUCGGUGCCUACCUCUACAACAACCGCUACGCAGGUGAUCAAGUCUUCAGGAUAACUCCGAGCAGUGAUGAGGAAGUCCAAGUGCUCAAGAAAAUUCUGGGACAUAUGAAGGUGGACUUCUGGCAGCCCAACAGUGCUACUCUAAUCUGUCAAAACACCACCGUGGACAUCCAUGUGAAACGCAAUGACACACGAGGUUUACAUGCACGCUUAAAGCGGCAACAUAUUGAUUAUCGGGUGUUUAUCUCCAAUCUACAGAAGGAAAUUGAAAAGCAGACGGGAUAUCGCUCCUCUCGCAGGCGGAGGUCAGAGUCUCAGUAUGACUACGAGGUUUACCACUCUCUGGAAGAGAUCCAGACCUGGAUGUUUGAGAUGAACAGAACUAACUCUGACCUAGUUAACAUGUUUUCCGUCGGGAAGUCAUACGAGGGAAGACCGCUUUAUGUGCUUCAGAUAGGAAAGAGAAGCCAUCAUCAGAAGAAGGCUGUUUGGAUUGACUGUGGCGUCCAUGCCAGAGAGUGGAUAGGUCCUGCCUUCUGCCAGUGGUUUGUCAAAGAGGCCAUCAACUCAUACCAGUAUGACUCUGUGAUGAGACGACUGCUUAACCAGCUCAACUUCUACAUCAUGCCCGUCUUCAAUGUGGAUGGAUAUCAUUUCAGCUGGACCAAGGAUCGGUUCUGGAGGAAAACGCGGUCCAAAAAUCAUAAAUUUCACUGCCGAGGAGUGGACGCUAACCGAAACUGGAAAGUGAAAUGGUGUGAGGAGGGUGCCUCCUCUCAUCCCUGUGAUGACACCUACUGCGGUCCCUUCCCUGAGUCUGAACCUGAAGUCAAGGCUGUCGCCAAGUUUUUGCGCAAGCAUAAGAAACGUGUCAAAGCGUAUAUAUCCAUCCAUGCCUACGCCCAAAUGCUGCUUUACCCCUAUUCCUACAAGUAUGCCACUAUCCCCAACUUCAACUGCGUGGAGUCAGCUGCUCAUAAUGCAGUGACAGCCCUGUACUCUGCCUAUGGAGUGAGGUACAGAUAUGGACCUGCCUCCACAACUCUCUAUGUCAGCUCAGGCAGCUCUAUAGACUGGGCCUACAGAAACGGGAUCCCUUAUGCAUUUGCAUUCGAGCUGAGGGAUACAGGAUACUAUGGCUUUCUCCUGCCCGAAUCUCUGAUCAAUCCGACCUGCACUGAGACUAUGAGGGCAGUGAAGGCCAUUGCAUCAGGUCUGCUGAAGAAGUGUGAGACGCACAAGGACAGAUUUCCAUAUAUAUGACCGCACUGCAGCUCCACCCUCACAGUUACUCAUCUCAACACCUCAUAAUCCUCUGGAUUUCAUAUUCCUCCCAGAUAGUAUCAGGUGAUGAGCUGACAAGAACCAGCAAAGCAUGAAUUUUAAUUUGCUUUUCUUGUUUUUGAGGUUGUUCACCUUAUUUCCUUUUUUCUGAUAAGAUAUGAACUGAUGGGGGUGGUGGUGUUUUUUGUGUGCCUAUAACAACGAAUCUUCUAAGUGACCAGCCUGUUUAAGAUCCCACAUACAGUGUCAGAGAGCAUCCUGCUGGAUCAGUGGGCAAACCCUGUGUCCUGAGCUUGAAUCCUUUCUAGCAUGUAAUCCUCGUUCCCUAAAUGUUUCUCUCCACUUAAAAAUAUGUGAGUGAAUGGUGGUCAUGUGAGCACUUGUCAUAAUACAGCAGCACUUUUUUUUUUUAAAAAAGAAACGAUUAAAAGAUUUUAAUGUCUUCCGAAAGAUUUGUUUUGUUUAACAAACUUUUUACAAGAACUGUUUUUAAUGACUAUAACCCUAUCUCUAUUUUUAUUCUGGUUGCUUUUUAUUAUUAUGAAAUAAGCCCUACCAAGUGCCAGUUUAGAUGCUAAUGACUAUAAUGUUAAUGUAUUAAUGCCUUUAUUACUGCAACAUUGUUGGUGUAUAUAAUAUGCUAUCACCUGACAGUCUUGGGUUUGGUUUAAAUUGAGAUGUUUUUUGUUAGAUGUUUUUUUAUUUGGAAAGAAUGACCUGUCACUUCAGUAGCUUACUGUGUCAUUACUCAGGUAUGGAUCAAUGACAGAAGUCAGAAAUGUUUACUUUUGACAGCUUAAGUGCUUAUUUUGAGAUUCUAAUAAAUGUCUGACUUGAAUAAAUGUUGUUAUAUAACACUGAAA